UUGGCUUGUUUAAAGCAGUAUGGAAUUGCAAGACAAUCGAAUGGCUAAUGAUUUGACGAGCAAGCCUUUAAAUCCCGAUGAAGUAUUGGUUAGAAUUGGGCAAAUGGGACGCUUUCAAAUACGCUUAAUUCUUAUUAUUAGCUAUAUCAAAAUGGCCCUACAUAGUAUCCAACUUCUACUAGAAACCUUUCUCGCUGCUGAGCCUCCUUGGCGUUGUGUGAGCAACAGCUCGUCUUGUAAUAUCACUGGUAGUAUUUUACCCGGACAAAAUGGAUAUAAGCUAAGAUGUAGCCUUCAUCGAGAUCAAUGGGAGUUCGACACGAGUGAGAUGUCGACCAUUGUGACAGAGUGGGAGCUAGUUUGCGACCGUUCCACAUUGUCUAGCAUCACGAAGAGCGUAGUCUUCGCAGGAUACAUGCUUGGGAUGAUCCUUGGGGGAAUGUUGGCUGAUAAAUGCGGUCGUAAACCAAUUUCAUAUUUUCCAGCGUUAUUGUGCAGUACACUUGCGUUACUCGCUUCGUUUGUGAAUGUGUUUUGGUUAUAUGCAUUGUUGAGAGGUGCUGUUGGCAUUUUUACAGGCACCUCAUCUGUGUCCACAUUUGUUCUAAUGAUGGAGAAUAUCAAUGUAAAACAGCGCGCAGGAGCAGCUGCCUGUUCGUCAUUUGCUUUUAGCAUUGGGAUGAUGAUACUUGCUCUUCUUGGGUACUUUAUACGAGACUGGAGGAUUCUGUCCAUUACAGCUUCUCUUCCUGGAUUUGUCAUCAUCUUAUUUUGGUGGUUCCUACCGGAGUCUUUUCGGUGGUUCAUUGUGAAGGGCAAGAACUCCAAAGCAUUCGAAAGUUUCCAGAAGAUUGCAAAAUUCAACGGCAAAAAAAUGCCUGAAAACGAAAUAGAAUUCGUCGAAGAAAGCCAACGAGUUGGUGACCUGCGUGAUCUUUUCCGAUCACUGCAUAUGGCUAAAAUUACUAUUGCUAUUUCUUUUGCGUGGAUUGUUAUCACCAUGGUGUUUUAUGGCUCUAGUUUUAGCGCUGGUAUAUUUGGAGGGAAUCGAUAUCUAGUAUUUUUCUUUAUGGCUGCUGUAGAGAUACCUGCAAGUAUAUCAUCGGUUUUUUUAAUGAACAGAGCUGGCAGGAAGAAGGUCAUGUCACUGGGAUUGAUAAUAUCGGCGAUUGCAUCUCUUGGAGCUGUUUUAUUACAAAACAACAAAUCGAAUUCAGCAUUUUUCGUUGGUCAAAUCGUAAUGACUGUGGUAUCCAAGUAUUUUAUCUGCUUAGCAUUUCAAGUGGCUAUCGUCUAUACUACUGAGCUCUUCCCGACCGUUGUAAGAAGUGUUGGUUUUGGUACAGCUAGUGGUUCUGGCAGAAUUGGUGCAAUAUGCGCCCCUUUUAUUGUUUGGCUGGUGCGAAUCCAUAUCUUACUACCAUAUUCCAUAUUUGCAAUAUCUGCAUUCAUCGCUGGAAUACUUAGUCUUACCCUGCCUGAGACAAACAACAAACCUACCAAGGAGACUAUAGAAAUAAAUGAAAGAGCAUUGAAUACAGAUAAAUCGUAACAACUGGUGAAUGGAUGUCGAGAUACAGAUCUAUAAAACAAGUUAGCAACAAAAAUACAUAUUGCCGUUUUAGUUCUGAAAAACACAUUCAAUACAAAUAUAAUAUAAAUACAAACACCUUUAGUAUCAUAUGAUCAACUUUUUCAAAUUUAUUAGAUAUUUUAAAGUGAUAUUCAUAUAGUAUAUGUUAACAGAUCUUUGUAAAAAAAUGCAAUUGUUAUUGCUAUUUAUUUAAGCAAUAAACAACAAAAAAGGCGUUAAUAAUCUCGAUCCGGAGGCGAGAAUUUUUCAGCCUUUUGAGUGGUUUCCUUCCAAAUUCCCCCGAGUUAUAGAGAGCCUAUUAUAGACAGACUAAAUUUGUAUGAUGUUUUUAUUAACUAAAUGUCAACCACCAAAAAAAUAAGAGUCAAGACCAGCGAUGUAUUAUGGUUUUCGUAAUUAUUUCUUUUCCGUCCGGUAUCCUAGUCAUUAGAGCGCCUUGAUUGGCUAGCGCGCGGUCCGGUAUUUCACGAUCUGCGAGGUCCAUGGUAUCCUCAUGCAGCUAGGCUACGAGCAAAGUUGCAGAAAAUACAAAUAAAAAAAUAAUGAGAAUGUUAUUUACCGCCCAUAGGUCGGUCCGCAUAGGAACACUGCCCUCAGUCUUUUAUGUUCGUACUGUCAGGAYCUCGGGCAGUGUUUUCCCUUACGGACCUCCCAGCCGGUAAAUAACAUAUAUUUACGCCCAUUUUCGUACCAACACUAAUUAGGCUCAUAAAUGUCAAAGCCAAGUAAAUAGGAAUUUUUAAAUKUUUAAAACUUUUUCAGGGUAUCAUAGAAAUUACCUUGUAAAAAUCUUUAAAUAGUUAGUUGAAAAAAGCUCGAUCAGGAAACAACAUCCAGAGAA
This is a messenger RNA of Exaiptasia diaphana, 2435 nucleotides long. Its product is annotated as solute carrier family 22 member 13. Gene Ontology annotation, molecular function: transmembrane transporter activity. NCBI's taxonomy places the organism in Eukaryota, Metazoa, Cnidaria, Anthozoa, Actiniaria, Aiptasiidae. The transcript is spliced from 9 exons. Gene Ontology annotation, cellular component: membrane. Bases 20 to 1552 code for a protein of 510 amino acids. Gene Ontology annotation, biological process: transmembrane transport. The record is from RefSeq and is a predicted model, not a curated record.